AUGAGACCGAAAUCUGGCAGCAUCAUCCAAUGGGACAUCAAUGGUGAUAUAGAUGGUCCAUCAGUUCCCAGAAGAGAAAGAAAAGGGAAGAAAACCUCAACGACAGAGAAACUAAAGGACUUUCCUGAGGAAUUGCUACCAAGUAAUAAUGAAGUAGAAAUCGAUGCACCUUUCGAUUUUCAAGUGUUCCAGCAAGUGAGAGCUGAACUUAUGGAGCUUCUGAAUGGGAUUCGGGCUUCCAAUAGUACUGAAGUGCCAGGCACUGAAUCUGAAUGGAAGAAAAGGCAUUUUGUUGCGCAUGCUGACCGGAAGCAAAGACAAGAGGAAAGUUGGGAGGAGGUGCGGGAGCCAGUAUUGAGGUCAAUACUUAGGAAAAUGGGAAAACAUAGUUCAUCAUGUGCAGUUUGUGUCUCAUGUGCGUCGUCAGCUGUUAUCAGAUGCUUCAAAGAGUCGGGCUUCUCUACGAAAGCGUCUUGAAAAGGAGAGAAAACAACUUCAGCAUUGUGUUAC
Lineus longissimus is the source of this 510-nucleotide messenger RNA. RefSeq lists its product as uncharacterized. NCBI's taxonomy places the organism in Eukaryota, Metazoa, Nemertea, Pilidiophora, Heteronemertea, Lineidae. The record is from RefSeq and is a predicted model, not a curated record. The coding region runs from base 1 to 477 and encodes 158 amino acids. The transcript has 6 exons.